CACAUGGGCAUUCAUAUCCUGCGUGCAUUCUAUGGUGUCCUGGAAGAUAAUUUGAAGGAGCUGGUUGGUAUUCAGCAGCCAUGUGGCUUCUGUGGACAGUCUGAACAAGACAAGUGCAAAGUCUCAAUCAGAAUCAAAACAAAUGGUGCCAUUACCCUGGAGACACAAUGUUCCUACCAGCACAAAUUCCACUAUGUGAAUGUGGACACUGGGUCAAAAAACCGACCAUGUCGAAACAUCCCUCUGAAGUGUGAGAUUUGU
Molecule: messenger RNA, 261 nt
Organism: Suillus subaureus
Lineage: Eukaryota; Fungi; Basidiomycota; Agaricomycetes; Boletales; Suillaceae
Exons: 2
Source: RefSeq, a predicted model, not a curated record